Molecule: messenger RNA, 1252 nt
Organism: Malurus melanocephalus (red-backed fairy wren)
Lineage: Eukaryota; Metazoa; Chordata; Aves; Passeriformes; Maluridae
Product: zinc finger protein 239-like
Exons: 2
Biological process (GO): regulation of transcription by RNA polymerase II
Molecular function (GO): RNA polymerase II cis-regulatory region sequence-specific DNA binding; DNA-binding transcription factor activity, RNA polymerase II-specific
Source: RefSeq, a predicted model, not a curated record
AAUAAUCCUAAUGCUAGAAAUUUAUUAAUUAUGGUCUCUAUUCUCUUUUUAUCUUCCARUUUUAGGGGAUAUUGUUUCUUAGCUACUGGUCUGUAAUUCAGUUAUUUGUAAUUCAAUUUGUAAUUCAAUUGUUUGUAAUUCAACUGUUUGUAAUUCAGUUUUGUUAGGGUAAGCUAACCCUAGAGGGUUUUUUUUUUCACUCACUCUUGAGUUUUGGAGGUUUUCAUGGACUCCAGAUACUUGGUGAGAUCUAGAGAUGGACUUGGGCAGGAAGAACCCCCCAGCCCUCUCACACUUUGUAUUUCCUCCAAACCAGGAUUUCCCAUUCGCAAACUUUGGCCAGAUGGAGGAGGAGGAGGCUGUGAGGAAGAGGAGGAUGCCCCAGGACCCCCAGGCAGGCAAUGAGCUGAGGAUGGAGAGCAAGGAGGAAAAAUCCCUCCAGCAGAACCUCAUGGAAGAGGCCGUUCUGAGCGGCUCCACAGCACAGGAAUCCAACAGGGAGGAAAAGCCCCAGAGAUCCCACACACAGAGGGACCCCAAACCCAUCUCAGGGUGCUCUGAGGGGGAAAGACCCACCCAGUGCCAGGAAGGCUCUCAGAGCUUCAGCCAGAGCUCAGAGCUGGGGGUCCAUGAGCAGCUUCACGCUGGGGAGAAGCCCUACAAGUGUAGGGAGUGUGGGAAGAGCUUCAGCUGGAGCUCCAGCCUGGUCCGUCACCAGCGCAUUCACACCGGGGAGCAGCUCCACGAGUGUGAGGAGUGUGGGAAGAGCUUCUGCUGGAGCUCCAGCCUGGUCCGUCACCAGCGCAUCCACACCGGGGAGCAGCUCCACGAGUGUGAGGAAUGUGGGAAGGUCUUCAGGCACAACUCCAGCCUGAUCGUCCACCGGAGGAGCCACACUGGGGAGAGGCCCUACGAGUGUCCCGAGUGUGGGAAGAGCUUCAGCAUCAACUCCAGCCUGAUGGUCCACCUGAGGAGCCACAGCGAGGAACGGCCCUACACGUGUGGGGAAUGUGGGGAGAGCUUCAAACGCAGCUCCCACCUGCUGGGUCACCGSAAGAUCCACACUGGGGAACGGCCCUAUGAGUGUGGGCRRUGUGGGAAGGGCUUCAGAGACAGCACCAACCUCAUCGUCCACCUGAGGAGCCACACGGGAGAGAGGCCCUAUCAGUGUGGGGAGUGUGGGAGGAGCUUCAGCAUCAACUCCAGCCUGGUCCGUCACCAGCAGAUCCACACCGGGGAGAGGCCCUACGAG